Messenger RNA from Porites evermanni, 7411 nucleotides. The record is from the annotation of a GenBank genome assembly. NCBI's taxonomy places the organism in Eukaryota, Metazoa, Cnidaria, Anthozoa, Scleractinia, Poritidae.
AUGAGGCCUUUAACUGAAGAAGAAACACGCAGCGUAUUUGAAAAACUAGCAAAAUAGUAAGUAGCGUGAUUGAUAGUCCAUGUUGUUUAUCUUGAUCCUUUCAAACACAUGUAAACUCAAGUUAAUUUUCUUGAAGCUGUAGAAACAAAACAUUGCAUUUUUCAAGCUUUUCUUUUACGAUGGUUUUUUAGUAUCGGAGACAACAUCAAACUUCUCAUAGAUAGACCAGAUGGAAAUUAUUGUUUCAGACUUCACGAAGAACGAGUUUACUAUGUCAGGUAGGUUGAAAUUUUUAUCUUUUAUAUUUAAAAAACUGUGGAGCCCUGGCAUUUACACGUUUCAAUUAAACUUCCCAAAGGUUUAAUAACCAUCCAAAAUGUUUAACUCAAGUUGGCACCUAUGACAUGGUUUCUUAAAAGAGUUCUCCUUAAAAGACAACAAAUAUUGGCAGUAUCUGUGCAUUAUUUAAGGCAUUUUGUAUGAGCAAAAUGACGAGUUUAUGCGACAACAUGACAAAUGUUUAUGGUACAGAUCAAAAUAAAGUUCAGGUUAAAAUUUUUUAACCUAGGUUGAUUUUCAAUUUCCUUUGUCUCCUAGCACAGAUUUUUCACAAACUAGGAGUAGGAGAGAAAGGAAAUUGAGAAUCAACCUAGGUUAAAAAAUCUUAACCAGAAGUUAAUUUUGACCUGUAACAUAUAUGCCAGAUGUAGAAUUUACCACAAGCUAAAAUCAGGAAAAAUUAAUAAGAAAUGAGUUUUUUCAUCGUAUUACUAAAACUUGUCAUUUUGCUCGUGCACUUGAGCGUGCUUGUUUUCCUUUUAUACGGUGAUAGUCCCCUAAAAGUAAGGAAAGGUUUGUUUGUACAUGUAUGAUAAUGCUUCAAUAUGUAAAACUAUGUAAAAACUGUCACUUACAGUUGUACUAAGUUUAUGUAGAUGUACAUGUAAGGGUAGGUAUGUUCUGCACUCAUCCCUCAGACAUCAUUUGUAUAGGUAAUAGCAUGAUUUGUAGUGAUAUUUGGCAUGAAUACCACGAGUGCUGUUCCGAAAUUGUUAUAGAUAAUUUCACAAACCCUUAGGCGAGUGAAAUUUGAGACAAUUUUGAAACAUCACAAGUGGUAUUUCUGCCAAAUAUCACGCACAAAUCAUGCUAUUAUUUGUUUAUACUACUACCCACAAAAGGUUUGUAAUUUUCACAUGUAGUUAUUUCAAAUUUAGCAGAAGUACCACUGCUCUAAGCCAAUCAAAUUGCAGAAAUUUCUCAUGCAGUAGUAUAACACAGGGCAACCAGUGAGAAUUGUGAAUUUUUUCCUUUUUCACUAGCCUUUGCACAGCCGCUCCCUCUCCUCAGAAAAAACGAGUGAUGUUUCGAAAUUGUUAUGGAUAAUUUCACAAGCCCUUAGGCAAGUGAAAUUUGAGACAAUUUUGAAAUAUCACAAGUGGUAUUUCAGCCAAAUAUCAUGCACAAAUCAUGCUAUUAUUUGUUUAUACUACUACCUGCAAAGGGUUUGUAAUUUUCACAUGUAGGUAUUUCAAAUUUAGCUGAAAUAACACUGCACUAAGCCAAUAAAAUUGCAGAAAUUUCUCAUGUAGUAGUAUAACGCAGGGAAACCUGUGAGAAUUGUGAUUUUUUUUUUUUCACUACCCUUUGUGCUCCCUCCCCUCAGAAAAAAUCCCGUCUCCAAUUCUUCUGAGAGGAGAGGUGCUUUACGCUGGUCGUUUUUCACCACCCUUACCAGUGAAAAGGUUCAGGAGGUUUGAUGAAAGUUAUCACUUUUUCCAGAUUUUUUCCAGUAAUAUUUGAUAAACUUCUUAACAAGCAAUUUAUGCAAUACUACAAGAAUACAAUACAAUGUACAUUGUACUAUACAGUAGAUAACUUCUUUUUAGCCUAUACAGCUUGUACCAGCACCCGAGCUCUGUGCUUUUAAUACCUCUUUUAUUUUGUUGCAGCGAGCAAAUCAUGAGAAAGGCAACAAAUAUUGCAAGGGAGAACCUCAUAAGCGUGGGAACCUGCAUCGGCAAGUUUACAAAGACAAAACGAUUCAGACUUCAUGUGACUGCUCUUGACUUCAUGGCACCUUAUGCUAAGGUAAGCCUGGUGUUUUUCUUUUUGUUUCGUGAUUGUUUCUGGUGUUAUUAUUAUGAUCAUUAAUGAGACUUAGUUCUGCUAGUCGACCAGAAAACUUCCUUGGAGCAGGUUACGGCUAGUAACCAAGAGUCUCGAGGGUCUGGCCACCUCUCAAGUCUCAAGAACUCUCUGUAGUAUUGUUUCAGUUUCUAGUAACACGGCCUUCUGUAUGUUCCCAGGUCUUACCCUUAUUCCAAUAUUCUGAAGCACUUAUCCAGAUGAAGAUGAUGAUCGUUAUUAUUAUUAUUAUUAUGGUUAUUACACAUGUAAUUAUUACUUACUUUUGUGCCACAGACCUAAAACUUAAAUCAAAAGUGAAUGCCACAGUUUCAAUAAUUACCAUAAAUCUUUUAUUAAGCCCCACCUCUCUAUUAAGCCUCCCCUCCCCGUCCCCUCCAUCCUUAUUCUUCACAAAAAAUUAACAUGGAGUGAUCAGUCAUGGUUUAUUCAGGCUGAAAAUUCAUAUUGUUUUUGGUCUUCGGCUGCAUGACCUCCAACUUUAUGUCCUGAACUUUUUCAACUUUGUGCUUUCGUUCUCUGUGGAGAAUUGUUACCGUUUUCUUAUUGUUAGAAAAAGCAGUAUAGCAUCCGGUAACCACAAGUCUGUCCUCAAGAAACCUUGCUUCAACUGAUGCAUUUCGCCAAAUUAAAUAAGCCCCCCCUCAAAAGUGCUUGAAAAAAUAAGCCCCUCAGGGGGCUUAAUAGAGGAUUUAUGGUAUUAAUUAGCAAUUAUUUGAUGAGGCUGAGUAUCAUUUGAAGAAUUAUGGAGAUCGGGGAGGGUGUUAAACUGGGCUUGGCAGAUAACAGCCUCCGAGAUCUCCAUAAUUCUUCAGAUGAUACGUAAGCCGAAUUCAAUAAUAAUCAUUGAAAAUAGCUUACAAUAAAUUUAUUAAACAAGUAUUAUUGUUUUAUUAUUCAUUCAAAAUAAUUCCUAGUCAUUCUUCGAUAGUGCGUGUUUAUCAGCAAGUCUAGGAGAUGUGUCUCUCAGUUUUGCUAAUAGUCUCCAAAUAGCAGAUGUCGUCUAUCGAGUUGUCUUCUUGCUACUCGUGCUAUGUUUUUAGCCAAUAGUUGCCUAUUUCUUCCUUGUGAAUCCGCCAUUUUGUACUCAUUACCAAAACAAUUCAGCCUUGUCCCCAGGUCUUCUUGGUUAACUGUUCAGUUUUCUGGUCAUUAUAAUCCACAAUUGACAUCAUUUUUCACAUAUUGCAAAAUCCUUCCAAAUUUGGUCAAUAGUAGCUGGUUAUGAUAAAUUAUGCGUAGGAUUUUAGCCAACCAGAAAGUGAAGAAUAUUUUGUAUAAUAAUAAUAAUAAUAAUGAUAAUUAUAAUGAUAAUUAUACUCACAAUGGAAUUUUUCUAAUGAGUUGAAAACAAAAACCCAAUCUGUAAUUCUAGGCUUAUCCGGCAAAAUAACAGUAAAGUGUGACGUUGAUUUUGUUACCUCUCAGUAUAAAAUCUGGGUCAAACCAUCUGGGGAGCAGUCAUUUUUAUAUGGAAAUCAUAUUUUGAAGUCUGGAUUAGGAAGAAUAACAGAAAAUACUCCACAAUACCAAGGUGUUAUUGUUUACUCCAUGAAUGAUCUUCCACUGGUAAGUGAAUUGAACUCAAGAAUAAGUGUUUCUCACCCUUGCUUCAAAAUGCAGCUUACCCUUCUCUUCACUAAUAUGCAAUCACUUCACUCUAUCUUCCGACAAUUUUGCACUUCUAGAAGUAAAAAUUUGUCUGGGAAAAACUUUGUAGUCAUCUAAAAGUCUUUGUUUGAGUGGGACAUGUCUUGAACAUCAAAAUAGUUUAUAAAAUCUACCAUUCCACCAUGGUCAAACAGUGCUUCUGAGCUGAGUUUUGAGCUGAACUACAGACUGUGAGUAGAAUGUAGCCCUACAGCUGUACUACAAACUGGGCUCAAACAAAUAUUCAAUAUUAAAAAAGGCCCCCCUUUACAAUACAAUAAUACAAUAAGUUUUAUUAACUCUCCCAAAGGGCUAUUCUGAAGUUAAUUUACAAAUGCUAAAAAAGAAGGGGAUAAGAAUAAAAAGCUUAAAUUGAUUGCAAUCUUGGUACAAAACUGAAAGCAUAAACUAUGUGCGUACAAUUACAUUAUCUCUUUGAAGAUCUAAACUAAAACAAAUAUUAACUAUUCACUAUUUAACGUAUGGGGUCUGCUCCCAUAAUUCGCAUUUAACACCCCUCUUAAAGGUACAUAGUGACGGGCUAUUUCUAGUGUCUGGGGUCAGAGAGUUCCAGGCACUUACAGUGCGAUAGUAAAAUGACCGUCGCGCAGUAACUGUUCUGCAUAGAGGGAGAUUUAGAUUGUCCCUUUUCCUUGUGUUGUAGCCUGUUCCAGGCUCCGUGAUAGUUGGGCCCACUGAAUUGAGAGAGCGCGAAGACGAAAGUAAAACGCCAACUUUUCGCAUGCCUUUUACUUUCGCCCCUCCCCCACUAUCUGAGAGCCUGGAACAGGCUACUUGUGUUGUAAUUGUGUACGUCUGAUCGCUUACUGAGUUUACUACUCAAGUACAACGGAGCGAGGCUAUUAACAAUUUUGUGCACGUGGGUAGUAUCACGGACUAAUAACUGAUCUUUGAUGGAGGGCCACCCUAAUUCCCGAAGAACAGGCGAGAUGUGAUGAAACUACCUACCCUUGCAAGAGACUUAGCACAGUCUAAUGCAUUCAGUGGAGAAUUUCUGCAAUAUUAUUAUAGUCUUGUCUCCAAAUAUGCCUGGAAUUUUACAUAUGACCUUUAGUUUGCUCUGUCUAAAGAAUUUAUUGACUUUGAUUUGCUUCUGCAGGUACUUUUAGAACAGCAGAAACAAACAAAGAAACCAAACAAUAAAAUUUCCUUGGGAGUUUUAUUGUUUGGUUCUAUAGUUUCUUCUGUUUAAUGUAAUCUGUCUUUGGUACCUGCAGUCAAUAGCAGCCACGCAGACCAGUUCAGUCAUAAAUAAGGACCAUAAUCAUAAAAUAAUAAUGAUGAUUAAUAAAUACUUAAUUAUCGUCUUUCCUUAUGAGGAUAAUGGAACAAAUAAUUCAGCUCAGGACUAUCCAGAGCAAAUCCAGCUAGCGGUCAGUGCGGUACUUGAGCUCGGAGCCUAACUGCUCAGCCAUGCUGCCAUCGAGUCAGAUUAGUCUUUAUUAUAUGGAGGAGAUUGUUUUACUGGGAACUAAACCACUCGUAGAUUCCAUACACCACUUCAUCCGGGACCCGAGUGGCGUAUUUUCCGUAUGUCACCUUUGUGAGUGUCGUAUCGUUCAAUGACGUCACGAUUCCCGCCUUUUGCUUUUGUUGAAUUGGUUUCUCCAUAUAAUAAAAAGAACAUUACACGUUGGCUCGAAAAUAUGAAUUUUAUGUUCGAGUGGCAAGAACAAUAUCUCACGAGUGAGCGAAGCGAACGAGUGAGAUAUUGUUUUUGCCACGAGAACAUAAAAUUCAUAUCUUCUCGCCACCGUGUAAUAUCCUCUAUAUAUUAAUAGUGUGCACAGCAGUGGUAGGUUGUAAAAUGCAAAAACUGUGGAGGAAACCCAUUUCAUUUUAAAGGAACCAUCUGGCCAGCCAUAGCUGGCUUCUGUUAAGUCCCUGUUGUGUGUGCACUAAUAGGGAGUUUAAGCAACAACGACGGCGACGGCUACGAAACGAAUUGCGGUCGUUUCGCCCGAAAGUCGAUUCGCCCGACGGCGUUCGCCAGGAAAUUAGUCGAUUCGCUCGAUCACAUUCAACACUGUACAACAUGGUGAACAUACCUUCCGAGGUGUUACUUUAGUUACCCUUGGAUUCCACACGUGCGGUCACUGUCUUUCUAUGCUUAUUCCCUUUUCCAGGCUUGAAGAACGACAAAUACACUUUGGGCGAAUGGACUUAGUCUGGGCGAACUGCUAUCGGGCGAAACGACUUUCGGGCGAAAAGACUUGAAACCUACGAAACCUUCAUUUAAAAAGUGAAUUCGCGCUACUUCAAACUUUAUCGCGAUAAUUCCAACUGGUUCAAUUCCUCAAUUGUUGGCAAAUUUUUCUGGAGUUGAAUUCUGAAAGAGUGUAUCAAAGUUCAGGAAAAGAAAAAGGAAGUUGUUGUCUUGUGUUUGCGCCCUCGACAAAACGUGAAAUUAGGCACUAUCACGUGGUAGUCGUGCAACGACGGCUAAGAAAGGUACAAAAAAACGCAUCCACACGUAGCAUAUUCGAAUCAUUUCCGCCCGUCCACACGAAAACGCUACAACAAUAGAAGUACGAUAGCUUCCUGUAUUGAGCAUGCGUCCUUCUAGAAGUAUGUGAUGUAUGACAUCAUCUAUUCGAAAACCUCCAUUUUCGUCCGUCCACAUGUAAAUGAAAAGCCGGCGUUUUCAAAAAUCUCCAGUCUGGAGAGCGUUUUUGAAAAGAUGCGUUUUCGGUGACCGUUUUUCACCGGAUACGUGUGGAUGGUAGGCCAAACUGGACAAAAAAAAUAUCCGUUUUCAAACAAAAACGGAUAGAGCGUUUUCACUCGCGUGACCAGCAUCUAUGCAAAUUUAUGGGAACAAAAGAAAAGGUUUACAUAAGAAAAGAGUUCAACUCCCACAGGAUUGGUUUGGAACAUCAACAUGGCAGCCGUUUUAUUGUUUUGGAACACCAAUAUGGCCUCCGUGACGUCAUGUGAAAACGCUCAAUACGUUUGGACGGGACCUUAGUUAAGCAAAAUAACAACUCUGCACGUGUAUCACGCUUUUUUGUACAUUUCUUGGCCGUCACUGCACGACUACGACGUGAAAAUCGGGAGCUUUAGCAACGACGACGCCGACGGCAACGAGAACGUAAACGUGCAUCACGCUUUUUUUAAGCAUUUCUUUGCCGUCGUUGUACGACUACGACGUGAAAAUGCCUAAUUUUACGUUUUGUCUGGGACGUGAACACAAGACAACGACCGACUUUGUUUUUCUUUUCCUGAACUUAGAAUUCAAUUCCGGAAAAAAUUGCCAACAUUUGACGAACUGAACGAGAUGGAAUAAGCGCGAUAAAGUUUGAAGCAGUGCGACUUCACGUUUCCUAGACGUCACCUCCUUUUUUGCUAACGUUCUCUAAUAUAUAUUUGAUGGGCAUCCUGGAUUUCAUAGCUUCAGGGUUUAUUAGCGCAGCCUUUAUCUUCCACAACUAUGGAUUUUGUCGUGGCUCAUUUGGCUUACUUUCCUUGACAGGGAUUUGGUGCCACAGCUCGUUCAACACAGGAUUGCCGACGGGUCAACCCCACUGAUAUAGUCUGCUUUCAUCAAGCUGAUGUAGGCGAAUAUUUGAGAUCAGAGGACACUUUAACAUAA